Messenger RNA from Mobula hypostoma (lesser devil ray), 1564 nucleotides. Its product is annotated as regulator of G-protein signaling 5-like. Bases 89 to 673 code for a protein of 194 amino acids. The record is from RefSeq and is a predicted model, not a curated record. The transcript has 5 exons. NCBI's taxonomy places the organism in Eukaryota, Metazoa, Chordata, Chondrichthyes, Myliobatiformes, Myliobatidae.
GCUGAAGCAGUCAGUCUGUGCAUCGAAGACUUUGAGACCAGAAGAAGAAAGUUUCUAAAGGAGACUUAAUAGCUCCAAGUAAAUAAAAAUGUGCCGAGGAUUGUCAUCACUAUCAAGCUGCUGCUUAGAAAGGGCAAAAGGUAUUAAGGCUCGGCUGGGUAUCUUUUUACAGAAGUCGAAUAAACAUUACGUUUCUGUGCAAGCCAACAAGAUAGAUAAAGUAAAAUACAGAACUUCCUCAGAGGAAGCGAAGAAUUGGAGAGAAUCUCUGGACAAGAUGCUUUCUCAUAAAAAUGGUUUGGCUACCUUUAGAGCUUUCCUUUGCUUAGAAUACAGUGAGGAAAACAUUGAGUUCUGGCUGGCCUGCGAGGACUACAAGAAAAUCAGGUCACCUGCAAAAAGGGCCUCCAGAGCAAAGAAAAUUUAUUUGGAAUUCAUAGAAACAGAUGCUCCUAAAGAGAUUAAUAUUGAUUAUGAAACUAAAGACUUCACUAAGAAUCACCUUCUGAAGCCCACUAGUUCCAGCUUUGAUGAAGCACAGAGUAAAAUCUACAACUUGAUGGAGAAGGAUUCCUAUCCCAGAUUCCUGAGAUCAGAAGUGUAUUUAAACCUGAUCAAACAAACUGAAAGAAUGGCAAGUCAUUCAGACUCCAACAAGCAGUCUGAGACAUGAAUCUUGAAGGAAAACCUUUUGGGGAUAUCUGAUGAGAGCACUAACGCAAGCUGAGCAUAUGAAUGGAAAGCAUAAAUGGAAACAUUGUUGGAAAAGGCUUAUUAGUGAGCUAUGAGUUUGCACGGUUUAGAUAAAGAAUGGGACACAUAUUGAAGAAUGUGCUGAAGGCAUUGAAGAAGUAGCAUAUACUGAAUUGGGACUGUUAGACUUUUACACAAAUAUUUUAUUGCUAUUGUAUAAAUUAUUUAUUGUAUGUCUGUAAAUUAUUCUGUAAUAUUGGUUAUACCACAUAGGAAAAGGUUUGAGAAGUCUGCAUGAGGACAAAUUUAUGCUGACUUUUGUUAGGGAAACAAGUGGCUAGCUUCUACAAAAGUGUUUAAGGAAAUUAUUUGAAGUAUUAGAGCAGUAUCCUGCUGCUUUUGGGUUGUUUUACGCAAUUAAUCUACUACCUGCAUGCCCACAAGUUUAAUCUCCUGAAAAGCUCCAAGGGAAAUUAAACUUUUGCAUGCAACAAAUACUAAAUGGACAUUAAAGCUCUCACAUUAAAUCUUAGUUAUACUAGUUGAUAUCCUGGGUUAGCAAAAGGAUUAGCCAAACCUUCUGACAGUCUUCACCUGUGAGAGAAGUCUUUGUAGACCUAUAUUUAAAUAAUUCCUAAUAUUGAAACAUGAUAUCAGAUGCUGAAAAUUCCCAGUGACACCUUGAAGCCUAUUCAUUGAGUUCUGUAGCAGCUCAAGUUCCACACCGAGCAGGACAAGCUACUUGCAUCACAUUGAGCUGGAAAAGUUAUCUUGCUGUCACAUCAUUAUCCGUUGUUUUUUUCAUUUAACUGUUUAUGUAUGAGUCUUUGAUUUUCUCCAGGUGUAAAUACUAAGAGAAAACAAAAUAAAG